AUGCUUUAUUUUUAUAUUACAAGUGAUGCGGAAACGGUCGAACUGGAAUCGUCAUCUUCCUCAGUAACUGAUGGUUGGGAGGAAGAUUCGAUGGAAGCAUAUGUUACGCCACUUGAUAAUGACUUAAUCACCGACGUAUUCAUUUUUUAUAAAGAAACCUUUGAAGCGCUGAAAAGAGACGACGAGCGACUUUUCCACUCGAUGACACUGUCUGAUCCGGAAAAACAUGCGAUUCAAGAAUCAAUGUUAAGGAUAUGUGAACAGCGUAUGAGCCUGGCGAAAAGUAAGCAGGUGGAACAGCAAGGUGGAUACGCUUUUGAUGUGAAUGCCACUGUACCCGACACAUUUAAUUUUUUGGCCAAACACUCUUGA
Molecule: messenger RNA, 372 nt
Organism: Gongylonema pulchrum
Lineage: Eukaryota; Metazoa; Nematoda; Chromadorea; Rhabditida; Gongylonematidae
Source: the annotation of a GenBank genome assembly